AUGACCCAGGCCGAGAAGGAGAAAAAGAUGGAGGAGAUUAACCCAAAGGGCUUGUACGUUUUGUCAUACUUGUUGGAGCCCUUCUUCAGAAUUAGGCUUGCUAAGGGUUCCGUCUUGGCCCUAUUCCUUGAUGUUGACACACUAAAGGAAUCGCACUUAUUGUUGAUGUAUUUUGGCGUAUUUUCGGUCGGUUUAACAUGCAUUUUAUUGUUUGUUCACUUUUUUCUGUCCUGCGGAAAAACAUUGCCACGUAGAGCUCUUAAAAAAAUAGAUCUUAAAGGUAAAGUUGCUCUAGUCACAGGAGGAUAUAGUGGCAUUGGAUACGAGACUGUUUUACAAUUGUUGAAAUGGAAUUGUAAAGUGGUGAUUUGUGGAAGGAAUAAGACUAAAGCAACCAAUGCGAUUGAAAAAUUGAAAUCAACCAACUCAUUUGAUCCAUUUAAUGUUUCAUUCAUUGAAAUGGAUUUGGAUGAUUUGGUCUCGGUUAAAAAGGGAGUGGAGGUGUUCUUGAAGAAUUAUGACAGUCUGGACUUUCUGAUAAACAACGCUGGAUUGUACGCUGCACAAUGCGAGACCACCAAAAUGAACGUUGAACGUAAUUUCUCGUCGAACUUUCUCGGACACUUCUGUCUCACGCAGUUGCUGCUGGAAACAAUUAAGAAGACGAAGGGCAGGAUCGUCAACGUGUCGAGCAUGGCCCACUACCACUACGAUCCCAACAUGGACAAGCUGCUUGAGACAAAGAGUACGACGGCUCUCGAUACGUCUGAGGGCUCGCACUACUACGGAAGGUCAAAGUUCUUAAUGAUAUGGCUCGCGCGCACGCUUCAGAGAAAGAUGAGGGAGGAAAAACAGAUGGUACUGUGCUUCAGUAUGUCACCGGGGCUUGUGAAGACUCCACUGACCUGGCCUAUGAAAGGGAAGUACCUGUGCUUGAUUCCACGCAUCUUUGCUCCUUUGAUCAUGAAACGCCCUGUAGACGGCGCUGCUACCACCUUGUACUUGUGUACAGCGCCGCCUUGGCAACUAGUACCGGGAGGUUACUAUUCCGAUUGUAACUUGGGGCUAGUAAGCAAACACGUCAACGACAAGGAAAAGGAGGACAAAUUAUUUAGCAUUGCACAGGAAAUGGUCGAUAAUGUAUUAAAAUAA
Molecule: messenger RNA, 1152 nt
Organism: Theileria orientalis strain Shintoku
Lineage: Eukaryota; Apicomplexa; Aconoidasida; Piroplasmida; Theileriidae
Exons: 6
Coding region: 1-1152 (383 amino acids)
Source: RefSeq, a predicted model, not a curated record